UUGGUCAUCAUAAGAAAAAGAUCACCCGUACGAUCAGGAUCCUUGAGAUUUUGGGGACUCAUCUCUCGAGAGAUUUCACACAUAUAACACAAUGGUUUCCCGCCUCUGGACCGUUGCAGUUGUUCUCAUCUCUGGCGUACUGCUGUGCAGUGCUGGUGGCAAAGGCGGUGGCGGUGGCAAGAAAUACAUCCUCCACGUACCCUUCCACAUUAAGCAUCACCAUCACACCCACACAAUUGUCAAGCACGUCCACCACAAAGUUCCUGUGCACACGGAGUACAAAGUGAUCGGCUACACGUACGACGAUCACGGCAACGGUGGCCACGGGGGUGGCCACGGGGGUGGUCAUGGGGGUGGCCAUGGUGGAUUCGGCGGAAGUGGGCAUGGUGGUGGAAUUGGGGGUGGUUUCGGCGGAAGCGGAUGGGCAUCCAGUGGCCACGGCGGAGAUUUCCACUUCGGUGGCAGUGGCGGAGACUUUGGACACUCAGGCGGUGGUUUUGGGCAUCAUCACUAAAGGUGCACAAGGAGUGCGGUACCCCCAUGGGGUUCACACGUGAAGGGCCACCAAAGAAGAAAGGGCUCUCCCUCCACCCAAGACAAAAGAGAUUAUUUAGCGAAUGCCGUGCGUCCGAUCAAGUGUCCAAUGUGCCUCCAUUUGUAUUAUGAAGAAAACCUAGUCCAAGAGAUGAGAAAGCGAUCGCCAGGAGCACCCAACUUUUCCACCUUCAUACCUCUCCAGACCCUCUAUCUUCUUUCAAUCUCUAUAAUCUUCUUCAGCAAUAUUCUUCAAGUGAUCUUCAACAUCUUAUCUUCAACAUCUUAUCUUCAUCAUGCAGUGCUUCUUCAUUUUUGGCUGAAAGGCCGCAUCUCUUCCGCCUUCACCCAUCCAAAAUGAUCUUUUUUGUUAACUAUAUUUGUAGGAGAACUAAUAAGCGACAAAAUGACUUUGUUGAUACAUUGUGUAAGGAAUUUUUUUUAUUUGUAAAAAAAAAAAGAAAAUAAAUAAAGAAAUAUCUGAAAAGA
Lutzomyia longipalpis is the source of this 1023-nucleotide messenger RNA. Its product is annotated as keratin, type I cytoskeletal 9-like. The transcript has 2 exons. Bases 92 to 514 code for a protein of 140 amino acids. The record is from RefSeq and is a predicted model, not a curated record. Lineage: Eukaryota; Metazoa; Arthropoda; Insecta; Diptera; Psychodidae.